CACGCCACAGCCACCACUCUGCCGGCAGCCGCCACCCAGCAUGGCUGAGAAACCUCAAAUCCAGCUCUUCGUCAAGGCAAGCGAGGACGGGGAGAGUGUGGGCCACUGCCCCUUCUGCCAGCGGCUCUUCAUGGUGCUGCUGCUCAAAGGGGUGCCCUUCACCCUCACCACCGUGGAUGUGAAGAGAGCGCUGGAUGUGCUGAAGGACUUCGCGCCAGGUGCCCAGCUGCCUGUUUUGCUCUACAAUGAUGAGCCCAAGACCGACACCGUCACCAUUGAGGACUUCCUGGAGGAUAAGCUGGGGCCCCCCAAGUUCCCCAGCCUGAUCCCACGGUACAGAGAGUCAAGCCUGGCCGGGAAUGACAUCUUCCACAAGUUCUCCACCUUCAUCAAGAACCCAGUGCCUGCCCAGGAUGAGGCACUGCAGCGGAGCCUCCUGCGGGCCCUGCUGAAGCUGGACGAGUACCUGACUGCCCCGCUGGAGUACGAGCUGGCCCAUGACCCCCAUCUCCGGGCCUCCCGGCGCCGCUUUCUCGACGGGGACCAGCUCACAUUAGCCGACUGCAACCUACUGCCCAAGCUCAACAUCGUUCAGGUCGUGUGCCAGCAUUACCGCCGCUUUGGGAUCCCCAAGGACCUGCGGGGUGUGUGGCGCUACCUCAACAGCGCCAGCGAAACCAAGGAGUUCAAAUACACCUGCCCCAACAGCGAGGAGAUCAUACAAGCCUAUCGCUCCGUGGUCCGGUCGCCGCAGUGAGCCGGACACAGACCCAGGUGGGGCAGGGCCAGCUUCAGGCAGCAGGCCAGUGCUCACCUCGGUCCUGCCAUGACUGCCACAUGCCUGCACACACUCGGGAGGGCAGAGAGCAUGAGAUGAGCCCCUGGCACACAUAUACCCUGCUGGCACCCCUGCCCGAGGUGCUGGUAGCAAUCUGCAUUCCACUGAGCCUGCAAAUGCGUUCUCACCUCUUGUGCCACCCUCCCUGCCUGGCCAGGAUCCCCUCGACCUGCCCUGCAGUCCCCCAAGCAUCAGGACAGAUGCAAGGGGGCCAACAGCCUUGGGCGCCCUCUGUACCGUAGGUGGGCAAUGCUGAGGGCAAGGGCAGGAGGUGGGGAGGAAAAGCUGCCCAGCGCAGAGGGCUGCAGGGCACAGAGAGGGCAGCACACUGCAGCGGGCAUCCCUGCACAACAUGCCACCCGCCAGGCCAGCAAUCUGAGGCAGGGCUGUGCCAGGUACCGCAGGACGCCCCUGAGGAGCUGCACCGGUGAGGGGAAGCAGCACAGCCCUGCAGAGCCCUGGGCUCAGAGCCAGGGGGGUGGCACAGGUGGUGGAGACAGCCCAGACCCCAGCACCCUGGGUGAGGGGAGUGGAGGGCACCGUCCCCCCAGAACCUGCCAUUAGGAAGCUCUCAGGAGCAGAUUUGGGAGCGGGAUGGGGUGGAAUCUGGGCAAGUCUAAGGCAUGUAUCAGAGCUCCCAGA
Molecule: messenger RNA, 1480 nt
Organism: Calidris pugnax (ruff)
Lineage: Eukaryota; Metazoa; Chordata; Aves; Charadriiformes; Scolopacidae
Gene: CLIC3
Product: chloride intracellular channel 3
Exons: 6
Coding region: 41-757 (238 amino acids)
Source: RefSeq, a predicted model, not a curated record